AUGCAAUAUAUUAAUGAGAACAACCAGGAAUUUGAAGGGGGUACAUAUCCUCCCUUUGAGGAAUAUGUUUCAACUUUUACCCAAGAUAGUACCAUGCAAUAUUACUCAUCGCCAGCUCAAUUCAUGGUAAAAGGUUCAUACUCACCUUCAUUUUUCAAACAGGCAACCAUACAUGGUAAAUCUUAUCGUUCACCGAAUAGCUUAUCUUCAAAUAAUAUAACUGGAGAUGGAGAGCAAAGUAACUUACUUUCUACCAAGUUACCAACUAUUCCGAAAUUCGAUUCGUACAAGGAAGCGUACACUAAAUUGGAAGAUAACUUAAGUUUACCCGCCGAGUGGGAGGAAUCCGUUUCAACACCGAUGCAAGAAGAAAAUAAUAUAAGACCGUCAUUAUACAGACGGUUCACUGAUUCUGCUCUGCCAUUCUCCGGUUCUUUUGUUGGUAAGUCUGACUACCCAAGUCCAGAUUCUUCUCUAAUAAACUCACCUUUAUCAGGGAUAUCAAAUGAACCCUCUUUAGCAUUUAAAGUCCCAACGAAUGAGGCGUCCACCAAUUUUUCUAAUGACCCUUUUUCAAAUACCGUAGCUAACUAUACAUCUAUGUCGAAAAUAAGGCCGGGAUUAUUACAACUGCAUUCAGAACCUUUAUUACAAGAUAUGCUACCCCAAAUGGAAGAAGUCCCUAGGCUGGCUAAUCCAACGAUACAUAGAUCUAAAAGAAGUAAUUUAAGAUAUAACAGCGGUCCUUCCAUAUCGGAGGAAAUUGCAAAGUAUGGAUGUAAGCACUGUAAUAAAAGAUUUAAGAGACCAUCUUCAUUGAACACACACAUGAAUAUUCACACUGGAAAUAAACCCUACGUGUGUCCUUAUGAAGAAUGCCGUAAAUCUUUUAAUGCAAAAUCAAAUAUGUUGAGACAUUACAAGCUUCAUUUCAAACUUAACUCAGGUGCAUAUAUUUUACCAAACGGUGAAAUAAGUGCAGAAAAGCCUACUUCGAAGCAGCUUUUCGGCUCGAAAAGAAACGAAGAACAAGAACUAUCGUCAAGCGAAGAAUCCGAUUCUAAUGGCUUACUUCGAUUAAUUAAGAAAAUGCCCGAUAUCACAACUCGUUAA
Naumovozyma dairenensis CBS 421 is the source of this 1113-nucleotide messenger RNA. RefSeq names its product C2H2-type zinc finger protein. The record is from RefSeq and is a predicted model, not a curated record. Gene Ontology annotation, biological process: regulation of transcription by RNA polymerase II. The coding region runs from base 1 to 1113 and encodes 370 amino acids. Gene Ontology annotation, molecular function: RNA polymerase II cis-regulatory region sequence-specific DNA binding; DNA-binding transcription factor activity. Lineage: Eukaryota; Fungi; Ascomycota; Saccharomycetes; Saccharomycetales; Saccharomycetaceae. The transcript has a single exon.